AUGGCCGGUGGCGCCCCCCGCCCCGCCGCCGGUGCCGCCGCGAGGUCCAACCCCGGCAGAUCCACUCCGGCAUCCUCCGUGGCCUCCCUCCUACGACCUCUUCGGCGCCCCACCCCCGCUUCCUCCUUCGACUCGUUCAAGGGCCUCACCACCAACAGCAGCAGCAGCGCGGCGAGGGCCAAGCCGGCGCCUUCCUCACCCCCGGUCUUCGACGACAACAUCUUCGACACGGUCCUCGGGCUACGGCCCUCCCAACUCCUCCGCGCGGUACGACGACGGCGUGUUCUAGGCGGCGGCCCCGGCUACGACGACGUGUUCGCGACCGGCACUACCUCGCCGCCGUCGACCACCUCGCCUCCUACUCCUCCUCCUCCCCCGCCAUCUCGGGCCGCGCGGGGCUCGCGGUUCAGUUCGCCAUGGCGCGCCUCGAGGAUGAGCUCUGCCACCUCAUCCUCCGCCACGAGGUGCCGCUUGAUUCCAGCUGCCUCUUCUGCAGAGGGUGCAGUGGGUCGGUGGAUAGCGAUGGAUGGGGUGAGACGUGGUUCUCCGGCAGAGUCACGAGAGUCACGGGGGUGA
Messenger RNA from Panicum hallii, 576 nucleotides. RefSeq names its product putative protein TPRXL. The coding region runs from base 1 to 576 and encodes 191 amino acids. The transcript has a single exon. The record is from RefSeq and is a predicted model, not a curated record. Lineage: Eukaryota; Viridiplantae; Streptophyta; Magnoliopsida; Poales; Poaceae.